This is a messenger RNA of Sardina pilchardus (European sardine), 6465 nucleotides long. RefSeq names its product La ribonucleoprotein 1, translational regulator (gene larp1). Gene Ontology annotation, biological process: positive regulation of translation; mRNA stabilization. Gene Ontology annotation, cellular component: cytoplasmic stress granule; cytosol. The transcript has 20 exons. The record is from RefSeq and is a predicted model, not a curated record. Gene Ontology annotation, molecular function: RNA cap binding. NCBI's taxonomy places the organism in Eukaryota, Metazoa, Chordata, Actinopteri, Clupeiformes, Clupeidae. The coding region runs from base 260 to 3514 and encodes 1084 amino acids.
UGCGUGCGCGCUCCCUCCUAUCGCGUGGUGGUGGUCAUCCAUAUUGCUGGUAGUAGUGGAGAUUACCUAGUAAUAUUAGAGGUUUACGGAGGCUUUUUAAUGUUUUAACUUAAAGAAACCACUCUGCGUCUUAGACUGAAGGCUAUUUGGUCUAGGGGUGGAGUGGAGAGAGCAAAGACAAGAGGUUAUUCGCGGGAUACACGUUAUUUGUUGCUAGGUUGAAGGCGGAUUUGGGGGUAUCGUGUAGGGAAAAGGAGAAAUGGCCACGCAGGUGGAGGCUCUCCUGCCGAACAACCCUCUGCUGAACCCGGAGGACCGUGGGCAUGCAGGCCAGAUCAAACAUGGUGACGACCGUUUGGAGAAGGGGCCGAAAACGACGGGCGUUUCGGACGACUCGAACACCGUCAAGGGAACCGAUGCGGACUUGGGAGGGUGCACCACCAAGGAACAGUGUAUAAAGCAAGCGAAAGAAGAGAGCAACAACCAAGGGAAAGUGAAUUCGCCCGACGAAUCUCCCAGUGAUUCCCAGGAAGAUGUCAAAAAUAACAAAAAGGAGUUUACGGAGGCUCCACCGCCCAAGGUGAACCCAUGGACUAAGAAAAUGAACGCCGUCACCGUGGUCAGUGUAAACGGACAGGCACAUCAGGAGCCCACUGGACCAGCAAAGGUGGUGAAAGCGGGGAACCCCAGACCCCGGAAAGGAGCAAAGGUUGGGGACUUUGGUGAUGCCAAUAACUGGCCGACCCCUGGAGAGAUCGCCUCAAAAGACCAACAGACGGAGGGUAGCUCGAGCAGUGUGAGUGUUAAGGUGACUCGUGAGGCAGGCCCAACCACCUGCCGCCCCUCAGUUCCCAAGAAGGUGACUGCGAAGAAGGAGAAAGAGAAGGAGAAGCGGGAGAUCGAGGAGACCAAGGAGAACCAGAAGACCAAAUCAGACGACUCCGGAGAAGAGAAGAACGGCGACGAGGAGUCCCAGAAAAACGGACAGAAAAAGAAAGGCAACAAGCACAAGUGGGUUCCUCUGGUGAUCGAGGUGAAGUCUGAGGGCCCGCGAGAACGUUCCGCUUCCCGGAACAACACGCGCCAGAACGAGCCAUCCCGCAUGCCCCCGAACAGCAGGAACGACCUCCGCGAUUGGCACAGCGGGAAGUACGAGCGCGAGUUCCGUGACGACCAUGACGAGGUGUCGAGUGUCAAGAGCGAGGGUGCUCCGUUCCGUGCUGGGUUCCGAGGACGCGGCCGUGGCCGAGGGAGAGGAAGAGGCAGAGGAAGAGGAGGAAGCAGAGGACAUUACGACUACCAUUACGGCUACAAGGGCUACGAGGGGAAAGACGGCGCCUACGGCCCCAAGUUCCCCAACAGCUCCGUUUAUUACUACGACAACAUGAGCAGCCAAGACCUGUUCUCCGUGGACCAGGGUCUGCUGAAGGACUACAUCAAGAGACAGAUUGAGUACUACUUCAGUGUGGACAACCUGCAGAGGGACUUUUUCCUGCGGAGGAAGAUGGAUGAGGGGGGCUUCCUGCCCGUCACUCUUGUCGCCAGCUUCCACAGAGUCCAGGCCCUCACCACAGAUAUCAGCCUGAUCCUAGAGGCUUUGAAGGACAGCACUGUGGUGGAGAUCAUCGACAUGAAGAUGCGCUGUAAGGAGGAGCCCGACAAAUGGCCGCUGCCUGGCCUGGCCGCGCCCGACCAGAACCAGACGGAUUUCUCGCAGCUCGUCAACUGUCCCGAGUUUGUGCCCAGACAAGCCGCGGAGCCCAAGUCCAACACGCCACGCUCCUCCACGCCCAUUCAGUCCAAGCCAGAGGACGUGAGUAACCUGAAGACCAUGCCCAAGGGUCUGUCCGCCAGUCUGCCUGACCUCGACUCAGAGUCUUGGAUCGAGGUCAAGAAGAGGCCUCGGCCCUCACCCGCCAGGCCCAAGACCCCCUCGUUGCAGAAGGCGGAGGAGAUCCCGGUGGCCGCCACGCCGACCCCCGCCGCGCCGAGCCCGACGGCGGCCGCCAAGCUCCCGGAGGCCGAGGAGCCCGAGGAGCUGGACUUCAUGUUCGACGAGGAGAUGGAGCAGAUCGACGGCCGCCGCAACACCUUCACCGACUGGUCCGACGAGGAGACGGACGGCGAGAUCGACGACCACGACGUCAACAAGAUCCUCAUCGUCACGCAGACGCCGCCGUACCUGCGCAAGCACCCCGGCGGAGACCGCACCGGCAACCACACCUCGCGCUCCAAGCUCACCUCCGAGCUGGUCAAGGUCAUCAACGACGGACUCUACUACUACGAGCAGGACCUGUGGGACGACACCUACGAACCCGAGUACGCCCAAAUCAAGCAAGAGGUGGAGAACUUCAAGAAGGUUCACCUGAUCACCCGGGAGGAGUUUGAUUGCCUGACCCCGGAGCCCCCCGUCGACCCCAACCAGGAGGUGCCACCGGGACCCCCACGCCCACAGAACAUCCCCACUGACGCUCUGGCCAACAAGCUGUUCGGCGCCCCCGAGCCGUCGACCAUCGCGCGCUCGCUGCCCACCACCGUGCCUGACUCGCCCAACUACCGCAGCGCCCGCACCCCGCGCACCCCCAGAACGCCACGCCUCAAGGACCCCACGCAGACGCCACGCUUCUACCCCGUCGUCAAGGAGGGACGCGCCGUCGAUGCCAAGACCCCGCGGAAGAGGAAGACCCGACACAGCUCCAACCCGCCUAUGGAGUGCCACGUGGGAUGGGUCAUGGACUCCAGAGAACACCGCUCACGUACUGCCUCAGUCAGCUCCAAUGCCAGCCCCUCCGAGGGCACCCCGGCCCUGGGCAACAUCGGCUGCACCCCUCAGUCUCUGCCCAAGUUCCAGCACCCCUCCCACGAGCUGCUCAAGGAGAACGGCUUCACACAACACGUCUACCACAAGUAUCGCCGCCGCUGCCUCAACGAGAGGAAGCGUCUGGGCAUUGGUCAGUCGCAGGAGAUGAACACGCUGUUCCGGUUCUGGUCCUUCUUCCUGCGGGAUCACUUCAACAGGAAGAUGUACGAGGAGUUCAAGCAGCUGGUGGUGGAGGAUGGCAAGGCUGGAUACCGGUAUGGCCUGGAGUGCCUGUUCCGCUACUUCAGCUACGGCCUAGAGAGGAAGUUCCGGCCCGACAUCUUCAGAGACUUCCAGGAGGAAACCAUGAAAGACUAUGAAGCUGGCCAGCUGUACGGACUGGAGAAGUUCUGGGCCUUCCUGAAGUACUCGAAGGCCAAGACCCUUGAGAUCGACCCCAAGCUCUCAGAGUAUCUGAGCAAGUUUAAACGCCUGGAGGACUUCAGAGUGGAUCCCCCGAUGGAGGAAGGCGGUCGCAAGAGGCACUCAUCCAGCGGAGACGGCCGUCGCCGCCACCCCUCCCACGGCUCGCACGCUCCCCUGCAGCAGGCCGGCCGCCCCCCCUCCUCCUCCUCCUCCCAGGGCAGCGCCCGCGACGAUGCCAAACCCAGCGCCCAGCGGAGCCCCGCGCUCGACGCCAAGCCCCAGAAGUAGCCCCGCCACACGCCGGCGCGUCACGACUCUGCCAUCGCCCCCCCUCUCCACUCCCUGUGACCCCCCCCUCCCCCCACCUCCUUCUCCCACCCCCCCCCCCUCCCCGAGGACCGCUGUCCAGCGCUGUGCAAGCAUGACACCAAAACAAACCAACGCAAGCGUACGUAACGCGGACACCAACGACAGCAGCGCCCGGAUGGAAAAUAUCAAAGCUCUUCCAUUUUAUUUUUUAUCUUUUAUCUUACAUUCAUUUUUUUUUUCUCCCAUUUCCUUGACGUUUAAAAAUGGAAAUGACAAAAGGUGUCAUGAUGAUGAUGAUGAUGAUGAUGAUGAUGUUGAUGGUGUUAAGGGCUGGAGAGAUUUUUAUUUUAUUUUUAUUUUCCUUUGGGAUGUCGCAUAUCAGAGUUGUUAGUUUUUAUUUUCCUGCUCUGGGAUUGGCUGGAUCUGCAGUUUUGGAUCGUUGGAUUGGCUGGAUUUGGACGAGCCCAUCCCCUAGCCCUCCUCAGUCUCUCUCUCUCUCUCUUUCUUUCUCUCACUUUCUCUCUCUCUCUCUCUCUCUCUCUCUCUCUCCUCUCUGUACCCCCGCUCCCACUUCUCGCCGAGCUGAGCUGUGCUACGCUGCGAGCGGACUCCAGAAAUGGCCGCUCAUCGCUCAUUCCCCUCUAUCUAUCUCUUUCCCUCUCUCCCUCCCUCUCUCCCUCCCUCCCUCCCCCUCCUCUCUGUGCUUUUACGACUUCUUUUCCGAGAGCCGCGUGGGAAUUCUUAAGUUGGACAACGAGAGAGAAACUUUUUGUGUUGACCUGAACAUUUGGAGGGCCGAGGGAGAGAAAAAAAAAAUGCAUAAAGAAAAAAAAACAAAAACAAAACAAAGAAACUUUUAUGUUGGGUUGGAACCUUAUGAAUUGAAAAGUGAGCAAAAAGAAAAAAAAAAAAACUGUUGACUAGCAGUGGGGCUGGAUUUAAAUAUAUAUAUAUCGAUAUAUAUACAACAAGCAAAAGGAGGACAAAUAACGAACAAAAAGACUGAAGACCCCCCCUGUCUCUCGUCUCCUGCGCCUGAUGGAGCUGACUGAAAGAUGCCUUAUUUACUUUAAUGGUUCUCCGCUUACUUCGCGCCGGUCACCUUAAUGUUGAUGGACAGCAUUUACCCUGACUAUAUGCAACUGUGCGCACACACACUCGUACACUAACACACACACACACACACACACACACACACACACACACACACUCUCUCUUAAUCACUUUAACUGGGAUACCUUCAGUCUUCCACAUAUCAUAAGGUCUGUUGUAGAAGUCCCUUAGUGUUGGGGUGUGUGUGUGUGUGUGAGAAUAGAAGCGCCCUCCUUCAUAACGGACUGGAAGUAUCAUCUUAAUCAUCCAGAAUACUUGAAGACCAAGCUGCAUCCUAGAUGCCGACACGCAUACCUGUGUCCACAUAAACACACACACACACACACACACACACAUACGCAUGCAUGUACAAACCAAACAAAUGCAUGAAUUUGACCCUCCCAAACAACACGAACACAUACACAUACACAUACACAUACACACAUACAAACACAUGCGCGCACACACACACACACACACACACGGCCAUACACACCCCAUGUUGUCGCGUAACCACCCUUAACCUGGAAUUGUAAAUGUCCAGUGCUCCAUCUCCCCAAAGCUGACGAUCACAUCUGCCUUACAUGCGUACAUUAAGAUCUCCUGGUAUUUACUGACAAGUAGCCGGAGCUGAUGGACAGAGGAAAGGGGAGGGCGGCGACCUUUGACCUCCGAGCUUCCGAGGUCCACGUAGCCAUCAAAGGGAAGUGUGACAUCACCAGGUCGGGCGCUCGAGACGCGGUGCUGAGGCGUUGUGAGCGCGUGCGGAGACCUGGGGUGCAUGCUGGUGUUUGGUGACCUCCGGUUGACCUCUGGAUCCUCCAUUGCAGUGGGCCUUUGUUUACAGUUGCUAAGCUGCAAGGAAGGAAGAGGAAGGAAGGAAGGAAGGCAGAGCCUGGAGCCAGGCGGGAGGAGCCUGUCCAUGCUCUGCGGCCUGCGACGUUACACGUCUCCGGAAGCCGUGGUUGCUCUUGGCAACACUUCUGUCUUUUUGAGUGGACAUGGUGAUGUCUGUGUAAAUGUUUUUUUUCCCCUCCUUGUCUAGCAGUAGGCCAUUUGUUACAUGAAUUUUAUUUUUUAUUGUCUUUUAUUUCUAAACUUUUAAAAAAAAACAUUGGAUUGGGAGGAGGGGUUUAGUGGGUGCUCCCAGUCUUCAGGCAUGACCUCACACCCAUUUUAUCCAAUCACAAUCAGGAAUAAUAAUCACCUAGCAACGGAAACCUGAAACCAACUGCACUGAGGCAGGAGCUGCUGCGUCUCAACGGCCAGCGAUAUGCUGUGUGUGAGUCUGCAUGCGUGUGUGUGUCUGUCUGUGUGUGUGACUGCGUGUGUGAGCGUGCGUCAACGGCCAGCGAUAUGCUGUGUGUGAGUCUGUGUGUGUGUGAGGCUGCAUGCGUGCGUGUGUGUGUGCCCGUGUGUGUGUGUGUGUGUGUGUGUGCGCGCGUGCGUGCGUCUGUCUCAGGUGCGAUGUCUACAGAUCAGAGGACUAGGGACUGAGGGGGAUUUAAAAAAAAAGGACAAAAAGAUUCCAUAAAGCCAUAUAAAUAACUCAACUAGCUGUACAUGAUCCAUUGAAAUGUUAAUAGGUGCAUUAGCAGUUCAGAUAUGUUAGGCUCGUCAUGAAAAACUGAUCAAAAUGAAGAAAAGGAACAAAAAAAUCUAUAAAAUGGAAAAAUGUAAAAUACUUGAAUGAGAAUCUUGUAUCAUAACAUUUAAUAUUCAUAAUAUCUGCUUUGUAGGCUGAUGUGAUUCGCUGUUAGUGUUCUUUGUAAUUUGUAGUAAUUAUGCUUUUCCUUAAUAAUAAAAAAAAAACACAAAACGGACAAAAAAACCUUAAA